AUGGCAUCGAACAAGGACAGCCAAGGCAAAGCCCGUGAGGAGACGGACUUUAAGCUUGGUAUUUCAGCAUCGAAUGCAGGGGCCCUCGAGGAGCAGGGCAAGGCUUCUGGGGAACGCCGCGGCAAAUCCUACGGUCCAGGAUCGUUUAAGAUCCCCAAUGCAGCCGAGGAAGCUCGGCUCACCGAGACCGCAAAUGUUUCCGCCGAGAAGCGCCAGCACGUCACAGAGAAUGUCUCCAAGGAAUAUAGGAAUAAUUGA
Messenger RNA from Penicillium chermesinum, 258 nucleotides. RefSeq lists its product as uncharacterized. The record is from RefSeq and is a predicted model, not a curated record. Bases 1 to 258 code for a protein of 85 amino acids. NCBI's taxonomy places the organism in Eukaryota, Fungi, Ascomycota, Eurotiomycetes, Eurotiales, Aspergillaceae. The transcript has a single exon.